Messenger RNA from Larimichthys crocea (large yellow croaker), 3855 nucleotides. Its product is annotated as volume-regulated anion channel subunit LRRC8D. Gene Ontology annotation, molecular function: protein binding. NCBI's taxonomy places the organism in Eukaryota, Metazoa, Chordata, Actinopteri, Sciaenidae. The record is from RefSeq and is a predicted model, not a curated record. The transcript is spliced from 6 exons. Gene Ontology annotation, cellular component: cytoplasm. Bases 121 to 2787 code for a protein of 888 amino acids.
CAGCGCCGGAAUAAAGUUUGUGUGAGGCGGCUGUGAGCUGAUCAGAGGAGAGAGAGAGAGAGAGGAAAGCAAGAGAACGAGUUAUUCACUCUGUCAUCCUCGUAGGACCCAUAGGACGCCAUGUUUUCCCUGUCGGAGCUGGCUCCUAUGAACCACCAUCAGAGCAGGUCUAAACUGCUGAAGCCCUGGUGGGAGGUCUUCAUGGACUACCUGGUGGUCCUGAUGCUGAUGACAUCAGUCCUGGCCUGUACCGAGCAGCUGUCCAGGGACCGAGUCGUGUGCAUUCCCUUGGAUACGCUUGUCACUGCAAAUAUGAGUGGGAAUGUGAUGCUGACUCCAUCUUCAAAGCCCCCAACUCAAGUUCCACACAACAUCAGCCCAGAGUUUCAUUCUACAGCCCGAGGUCGACGCACACAUCUGGUCUACCAGCAGUAUGUUUACAUUAGCCAGGUGUGCUACCAUGAGGCUUUGCCUUUGUGCUCCCGCUUCUUCCCCUACAUGGCCUUACUGCAGUCUCUAGUGCUGGUAGCCAGCGGCUCCUUCUGGCUCCACUUCCCCCACACCUCUGCCCGCAUAGAGCACUUCUUGGCCAUCUUGGCAAAGUGCUGUGAGUCGCCCUGGACGUCUCAGGCUCUGUCCCAUGCCGCCCAGCAGGAGAACAUCCAAGGAAAGGAGGUGGUGGUGGAGGGAAGACGACCAACGCAACCUCUUCUGCCCUCAAGUUCAUCUUCACCCCUGGGGACCCGCACAAGACAUUCAAGCACGGACUCGGGCACGGACAGCCCGCUUUUGAAGAGGUCAGAUAGUGCAUCCACUGCCGCCCCGCCGUCCCCGUGCCCCUCCAGACUCUCCUGUAACUCCUCCAUGUCGUCGCUCUCAAGCGUUCAGUUUCCUUCUUCCAAGCCCUCAGUCAUGGUCGACAGUCCCAGACAGGUGAUCAGUCUGGAUAAAAGCGACGGGGAACAGGCCAGGGCGCUGUUUGAAAGGGUCAGGAAAUUUCGAUCCCACUGCGAGUGCUCAGAUGUUAUAUACAAGGUCUACUCGGCUCAGACGAUAUUCAAAUUGCUGAUGGUAACGCUGAUCGUGAGUUACACCAUCCCUCUUCUCAGCUCCUUCACCUUCACCCACACCUGUCACCCUGAGCAGCAGGCCUUGGUGGGCUACACCACCUUCGAGUGUAUCCAUGUGCUCUCCUCCCUCAUGCACAAACUGCUGGUGGCCUACCUGACUCUACUGGGGCUGUACGGCCUGCUGAACUUUUACACUCUUGGCUGGAUUUUACACAGCUCUCUACGACAGUAUUCCUUCCACUUGCUGAAGGAGCUGUGCUCCCUUGGAGAUGUUCCUGACCUGAGAAACGACCUGGCCUUCCUUUUACACAUGUUGGACCAGUACGACCCUUUGCUGGCCCAGCGUCUCUCUGUGUUUCUGUCCCCUGUCAGUGAGAGCAGGCUGCUGGAGGAAAACCUGGAGAGGCACUGGGGGGAGGAGAAGCUGCGUGCCGUAACUAGCGUGGACGCAGAAGGCUGCUCCAGACUUCAGCUGGUGGCGCUGCCUCGCCUCCCUCCAGCACUCUUCACCCUCAGCCAGCUUCAGGUCCUCAAACUGGAACUCAUCACAGACGCCAGGUUUACUGCGCAGGUGUCCAACAUGACGUCGCUCAGGGAGCUCCACCUUUAUCAUUGCACAGCAGCCGUGGAUCCAAGUGCACUUGCAACCUUCCAGGAACGCUUGGAGAUCCUCCACCUCACCUUUACUCAGGCGUCAGAGAUCCCCACCUGGAUCCUCUCCCUCCGCGGCCUGCAUGAGCUCCACCUCUCUGGCCGCCUGAGUAGUGACGGUGGGGUGGGUCGCAGCUGGGCACUGGGUAGCCUCCGCCAGUUGCGUCACCUCCGUGUGCUGGUGAUUCGAGGCAUGUUACAGCGGAUCCCCGGGGAGCUGAGUGAGGUGGCAGGCAGCUUGGUGAGGCUGGAGAUCUACAAUGAGGGGACCAGGCUGCUUGUCCUGACGGGCUUGAAGCGGAUGGUCGACCUGACAGAGCUGCUGCUGCAGGACUGCCAGCUUGAGCGUUUGCCUUCUGCCCUGCUGGCUCUCACCAACCUGCGGACACUCGACCUGCAGCAUAACAACCUGAGGACUCUGGAGGAACUUCUUAGCCUCGCUCAUCUGCGACGUCUUUCUUGCCUCAGACUUGCCUUUAACCGGGUUCUGGUAUUGCCGGCCAGCGUUGGUGUGCUGCGUGGCCUUGAGCUCCUAGAUCUAUCCAACAACCAGCUCCAGAGCCUUCCCCCAUCACUCUUCACCCUUCGCCACCUUCGUAGGCUCCUGCUGGCUGGUAACCUGCUGGAGGAGCUGUCUGCAGAGGUCAAGUCACUGCAGCUCCUUACAGAGCUGGACCUCAGCGGAAACAGGCUGGAGAGACUUCCCACUUCGCUAUUCAGCAGCUGUUUGGAGCUCCGCAUCCUGAACGUGGCUCACAACUCUCUGAGUUCAUUACCAAGGGGCAUUGCAGCUCUAAGUCAGUUGUGCAGGUUGAACUUGCGCAGUAACAGUCUGGAGGAACUGCCUGCUGAGCUGGGCUGCUGCUCAGGCCUGCAUGGAGGUGGUCUUCUUGUGGAAGACUGGCUCUUUCUUUCUCUGCCUCCCCAUGUCAGGGACUUCCUGAGCCAGUCUUGCCCCCCCUCUGGUGCAUACGCAGAGGGUCAUUCCCGGCCAGAGUCCGACAGUUUCCCAUAUUUCUCUCCAACACAGUGGAGCUUCUCUUCUGCUCUGGAAUCACAGAUUUAAGACUGAUUGCCAUCUUACUGCAAAUAUCAGUAUCCUAUAACACGGAUGGCAUACACCAAUCAACCUAAUACUGUAUUGGUCCCCCUUUUGCUGCCAAAAGAACCCUGACUCUUUGAGGCACAGACUCCACGAGACCUCUGAAGAUGUGCUGUGGUAUCUGCCAGCAAGAUGUUAGCAGCAGAUCUCUUAAGUUGCGAGCUGAGGCCUCCAUGGAUCAAACUUGUUUGUCUAGCACAUCCCACAGUUGCUCGAUUGGAUUGAGAUUUGGGAACUUUAGAGGCCACACCUCGAACUUGUUGUGGUGUUCCUCAAACUAUUCCUGAACCAUUUUUGCUUUGUGGUAGGACGCAUUAUUCAUACUCUGCAACAAUGCUUUGGUAGGUGUCAAAGUAACAUUCACAUGAAUGGCAGGACCCGAAGUUUCCCAGCAGAACAUUGCCCAAAGCAUCACACUACCUCUGCCAGCUUGCCGUCUCCUCAUAGUGCAUCCUCGUCCCAUGUGUUCCCCAGGUAAGCGGUGCACACGCAGUACGUGAUUCAUCAGACCAGACCACCUUCUUCCAUUGCUCCAUUUGCAGUUCUUGUACUUACUGUCGCCCAUUGUUGGCACUUUCGGCAGUGGACAGGGGUCAGUGUGGGUCACACAGCUUCAUACGCAACAGACUGUGAACCACUAUGUGAACCACUUCUAUCAGAACCAUCAUGAACUCUUUUAGCAAUUUGAGCUACAGUAGCUCGUCUGUUGGAUCGGACCACAUGGGCCAGCACUUCACUCAUGACCCUGACGUGCUUCCUUGGACCACUCUUGAUAAGUACUGUUGCUUUUUUUUACCGUGAGGCUUGAACAACCGUUAUUAUUACAUUUACGUUUCAGCCCGCAUAGUGCACAUUUUGCACAAAUUAGCAUUAACAUUGUGAGGGAAAUUUUUUAUUCUAGACAAGCGUAUUCAUAAAUCUAAUUUCUUUGGCCGAGCGUCAAUAAACUUUUCAGCAUAAGACAUCUUGGACUCGUGUGCACUUUCUUUCCACUGACUGAACUGACCAUUGAUGAAUAAACUCCUCCAAAAC